Messenger RNA from Geodia barretti, 2832 nucleotides. Lineage: Eukaryota; Metazoa; Porifera; Demospongiae; Tetractinellida; Geodiidae. The record is from the annotation of a GenBank genome assembly.
CUGUGUUCUACCUUGUCUGUUUUGAAGAGUGUAUACCUCGUCUACCAACCGUAGGCCUACGGCACUUACGUGUCUCACACUGCACUUGUUAUUAUACACAGGGAUGGGAAGAACCACUUUUAAAAUAUAGUCUUUAUUCCUCCGCUUCUCCCUAAGUGAUCUGAGGUACAAGCCGGUGAAGAACACUGUGUGCCAGUGCUUACAUAUUAUAGCUAACACCUGCAUAGCUUAAUGCAGAAGUAGCUAUUACUUCUAGUUUGAGGCGUGUUUCAAACCCUUUGACUUGGAGGGGCUAUACCCCUCAAACCCUGAUUUCUGUUUUGACCUCGUCUAAACUGUAGGACUCUAUGGCACCGGUGAAGGAAGCUGCCCGUGCCAGCACUUACCUAUACUAAAACCUACUGCAUAAGUAUGAAAGACUGUGAUGUGAUAUAAGGUGUAUAUAUAUUAGUCACAGUUGUAUAAUACUUCAGCCUUUCAGCGUGAAAAUCAGUAAAUGUAUAUAUAACCAAGGAAUAUCUGUAUUGCAAGAAAAAACGGGCCCCCUUCUCAUAUUCCAUUGUCUAUGAUUCAUAUAUAUGAAGUAAGAACCAAAAAAAAGAACAGAGUUGAUCUGUUGGUGUACGGUGGGUGAACACACAGGAAGGCCACCAGCAGGCCCUGUUUUGGGGCGGAGGGAGGCAGUUCAUGAUGGUGAGCAGCAGUCACGUGAAGCAGGAGCCGACCAUUGACGUGGAGAGGUUCUCCAUGUUGUUCAGAUACCUCUCUCCAUGGGGGUUUGGGGAGCACGCCGAGGUCAUCUCUCAUCGGGCCUUCCGCCUGCUGGACACACAGGGAACAGGGCAGAUGACAUUCGGAGCUUUCACUCAACUCUUUGGAGUCAUGAGCAGAACCACUCUACAGGUGUGCAAUAGUAAAAUGCAGAAAUCCUUAUAGUAAAGUGCAGAGUAAACAAACGAGUUGGUUUUGGAAACUGAUGCAUGAUACAGUGCAUGCAUGAGUAAAGGUGUUGAGGUUGAGCCAGCAUACAGUGGGUGAAUUACAGUGAAAUACAGAGAGAGAGAGAGGGGGGGGGGGCACAGUUUUACCGUACUCGUAUCUCUUGUAGGAGAGACUUAAGCUGCUCUACUGUCUCCACAUCAUCAGUCUGACCACACCCACUAACCCCACCCCUCCCCCAACCAGGAAGAAGGCAGUUGAAUAUGCGAGUGAGCCAGCACUGGAGGUGUACGAUACAUCGUCUGGGGGCGUGGCUGGGGGUGUGGUCAGUGGGGGAGAGGAGGGCGUGGCAGAGGUGGGGGUGGAAGCUGAGGACGAGGAACAAAUAACUCCAAUGGUGGACAAGUCAGGUGCGGUGGUGUUUCUAUUAGGAAAGACAGAGGAUCCAUCACUGUCACCACUUGGACCUACUUACAGUCCACCCAGCAUGACUCAGCCCGAGUACAUCCAGCUGUGCAAGACUCUCUACACUCUCCUGCAAGACUCACCAGACGAACAGCAACUCUUUCAGGCCGUCGGGAAAUUUGCUCGGAACCUCCUCAAAAUCGGGGAAGGCAAUGCCAGGUCGAUCCCCGAGGGGUCACCCUUUCCACCGACCUGCUCUUCCCCCUUCACCCUACCACCACCUUCUCCUUCUUUUUCCCGUUCUUCGUUUUCGUCGUCUGCUGUCAGAACAGAAGCUGCUCAUCCGGUGGCUAGUUUGUCUUCAUUCCCUCAUCCACUGAGUGUCAGUACUACUGGUGAUGGUAGUAACGAGAGAGGUGCUAGUAGGACAGAUGAAGGCAAGAGAGAAGAAGAAGAGGAGGGAGAGGGAGAGGAGAAGGAGGGGGAGAGGGAAGUGAAAGUAGGGGAGGAGAGAGGUGGAGAGGGAGAUGAGGGAGAAGGGAAAGGGGGAGAAAACGAUGAAGGCAACAGAGAGACAAAGGACAGUGGGGGUGUGGUCUCAGAAAAGGGUGGGUCAAUUGAGACAUCAGAGCACAUUGCAGCUGUUGAGGAUGGCAGUGGAGUGGCUCUCCCUCUCACUACCAGUGACCCUGUGACCUCUAUCUCAUCUCCCUACAUCAAACUGCCAACUCCGGAUCCUCCAUCUGACCGAGAAGUGGGCGGGUUCUCUGAGGAGGACAAAGUGGGCGGGACAGCUGGACCGUGGGCGGCAGAGUCUUCAACCGAGAAUGAAGAGCUGACUGGUCAAGUAGCCGAGUCCAGCAUUGCCACUCUUGGUCUAACUGUGACAAGCUCUGAAGCUAGAAGUUCAGGAGACACCACACCUGAAGACAGCUUCCACUCGGCCCUCUCCACUCCCAUUGACACCAGCCUGAGACAACCCACCAAUGGCCUUCCCGAUUCCCAGUCUCCCGUUCCAGAGGCAGAUUCCCAUUCCCCCAUUCCAGACCCCGAUAACUCGGUACCACAGCACACGCCACCUUUGUCAUCGCAAGACACCUCGACCCACAGAAACUCGACUUCGCUCUCUCUCUUCGACCCUUCUACCUCCCAGCUCCAACCCUCCUCUUCCUCCUCUGGACAGUUUGGCGGAGGAGGUACAAGGCAGAGGGAAGACGAGGCGAAAUGGUACAUCACCUUCGAGCAGUUCAUCUCAUGUGUUCAGACGGAACCGGACCUAUGCCAGUUUUUCGCCGAGCAGAACACCAUUGACCUCUGCAGCUCUUCAGUUGACCCCAUCCUUUCUCCCUACACCAGGACCGUACUGGGGCUCACUUAGGAUUACAUCACCGUUAUUUUAUUGUCGCAAUUAUGUCAUUCUUUUCACUGCGGUCUCAGUUUUUUUUAAAAUUUGCCUGUUGUAUCAUAACUGUACAUUCAUUUGAAGUU